This is a messenger RNA of Triticum aestivum (bread wheat), 715 nucleotides long. Its product is annotated as heavy metal-associated isoprenylated plant protein 47. The transcript has a single exon. The coding region runs from base 284 to 715 and encodes 143 amino acids. NCBI's taxonomy places the organism in Eukaryota, Viridiplantae, Streptophyta, Magnoliopsida, Poales, Poaceae. The record is from RefSeq and is a predicted model, not a curated record. Gene Ontology annotation, molecular function: metal ion binding.
AAGACGGGCGGUGAAAUUGUUACCGACCAACAUGGUGUACGCAGAGCUGAACCGACACGGAGGAAGUCGCAAGCUAGGGGCUGACCUACGGCCCCAUGGUGCGAUAUCACGUUGACCAGCGUGGUCCACAUCGGGGAAAAAACGUAGAAGCGCUGGGAGGGCUCGAUUUCUUGGGAGCUUAGUAACUGCAGCCUUGCCUUGCAUCGAAGGGCACUCUGCUUCUCAUCCACUGCAACUGCAAGCUCCACCUCCACACACAACCAGACGCAGCAGCCAGCUAAAUAUGACGCAGAAGAUCGUGAUCGCGGUGCAGAUGGCGAGCAGCAGGUGCCGGUCCAAGGCGCUGGCGCUGGUGGCGGCCACGCCCGGAGUGGAUUCGGCGGCGCUGGCGGGAGACAGGAAGGACCAGCUGGUGGUCGUCGGCCACGGCGUCGACUCCGUCAAGCUCACCAGCGCGCUGCGUAGGAAGGUCGGCCACGCGCAGCUGGUGCAGGUCGUCGAUGUCAAGAAGGAGGACGGGAAGAAGCCGCCUGCCGCCGUGGUCGAAUGCUACGCGCACUCCGGGUACUCCUACCCGUACGGCUACUACUACCCAUCGCAACCGGCGGCGGUGAACGUCUUCUACGAGCUGCAGCACUACCCUGCUGUUGCCGCCGUCGAGGCGUACGGGUACCCGUGCUCGCGGCCCGAGCCGGGCACCUGUUCGGUAAUGUAG